AUGAGGGCUGGAGGCUAUACAAUCCAACACACACUAACACCCGAAGCCGCAACAGUGGUGAAGCAAGCUCUCGGUUUGGCUAGACGGAGAGGCCAUGCGCAGGUCACGCCGCUCCAUGUAGCUAGCGCGAUGUUGGCAUCGCCAACAAGCCUUUUACGGAAGGCUUGUCUUCAACCAAACUCUCACCCUCUUCAAUGCAAAGCUCUCGAGCUUUGCUUCAAUGUGGCCUUGAAUCGUCUCCCUACUUCACAGUCGAGCCCUAUCAUGUUAAGCCCUAAUCAAUCUCACCACCCCUCUCUUUCCAAUGCGUUGGUGGCGGCUUUCAAGCGUGCUCAAGCUCACCAACGACGUGGUUCUAUUGAAAACCAACAACAACCCAUUUUGGCUCUUAAAGUGGAGAUAGAACAACUCAUUAUAUCCAUCUUGGAUGAUCCUAGUGUGAGUAGAGUCAUGCGAGAAGCCGGGUUCUCUAGCACCCAAGUUAAAAACAACAUCGAACAAAUGGAGAUAGCGGUCUCUUCCCCAAGCCCUGUGAGUUUUUCUCAAUCAAAAGAGAACAUCAAACCCGUAUCUUCAGCCAAAGUCCAAGAUGAGGAUGUGAUGAGUGUCAUAGAAAUGAUGAUGAACAAGAAAAGAAAGAACAUCGUUGUUAUAAGAGAGUGUUUGGCUAGUGCUGAUGCCAUAGUUAGAGGAGUUAUAGACAAAUUCGAGACCGAAAACAACGUCAAUUUGAGGUUCAUGCAGUUCGUAAGCCUUCCUUUGCACUCGCUAAAUCAUCUUUCAAGGGAAGAUGUUGAAGAUAAAGUUAGGGAGCUCAAGUGUCUGGUGAAAAGCUAUGUGGGUAGAGGAGUAAUCUUAUAUUUGGGUGAUCUCAAAUGGGUUUCGGAUUACUGGUCGAACCACAGCGAACAAAAGCUGAUCAGAAGCUGCUACUACUCUCCAAUGGAGCACAUGAUCAUGGAGCUAAGUGGACUCAUGUUUGGUGUUGAUAGUGGGAAGUUGUGGUUGAUGGGGAUAGCCAAUUCUCAAACAUACAUGAGGUGCAAAACAGGUCACCCUUCACUUGAGACUCUAUGGGAUCUUUGUCCUCUUACACUUUCUGUUGCCAGUUUGGACCUCACCCUCAAUCUUGAAAGCAACAAAGAUUCAGGAAACAAGAUGAAAAUGCUCACUUGUUGUGGGGAGUGUUCGGUUAACUUCACACGAGAGGCUCGAACCAUAACGAGCUAUGGCCGUACCAACAGGUCCAUUACUACUGCUACUACCACUGGCUCCACCUUGCCUUCAUGGCUCCAACAGUACAAGGAAGAGAACUCAAGACAGACUAUCAAUUAUGAUCAGGAAUGUGAAAAAGUUGGGAAUCUUUGCAAGAAAUGGAACUCGAUUUGCAGUUCACUACACAAACAACCCAUGUGGCCUGUGAUUUUUGAAUCAAACAGAUCCCCAAAAGAAUACCAGUUUUUCACAUCGAUAGUCGACGAUGAAUGUUUCGAUGAGCCCAACCCGAAAACGCUUAUGCCUGAACUCCUAUCGAACCCGAAUUCCAGUCCAAAUUCGGCUUCUUGUAGUGAAGCUAGUGAAGAUGAUGAUCAUCAGUACUACUUACACAAGUUCAAAGAGGUCACUUCUGAGAAUGAGAAGGUUCUAAGCAAUGCAUUGGAGAGAGUUGUACCAUGGCAAAGAGAGGUGAUUCCAGAAAUAGUAAGUACAAUCCUUCAAUGCAGGUCUGGAUCAACAAUGGAACGAAAAGGGAAAGAAGAAACAUGGUUGUCUUUCUUGGGUGCUGAUAACCAUGGAAAAGGGAAGAUAGCAAGAGAGCUAGCUAAGGUUGUAUUUGGAUCAAGAAACAACUUGGUGCACAUAGGCCUCAGCAGUUUCUCAGCAACAAGAGCCGAUUCUACCGAUGAUGAUCAAGAAUUUGUUAGCAACAAAAGGGUUAGAGACGAAAACGGCCAAAGUUAUCUCGAAACGUUUGCUGAAGCUGUACAAGAAAACGCAAGCCGAGUGUUCCUAAUGGAAGAUAUCGAGCAGGUGGAUUACCAUUCGCAAACGGGCAUCAAGAAAGCAAUCCAGAAUGGAAGAAUCACCCUAAAUGGUGGCCAACCGGUUCUUCUCGACGACGCCAUUGUUAUCUUCAGCUGCGAAAGCUUCAGUUCGGUUUCACGAGUUUGUUCUCCUAGCAUUAGGCGAAAGUACAACAACGAACAACGCGAAACCGUUGAUGAGUCCAUCACUUUGGAUUUGAAUGUUGCAACUGAAGAUCACAGCAGAUCAAAUGAUCAAAACUCAGUUUCUGAUAUUGGGAUUUUGGAUUCAGUUGAUAAGCAAGUGAUUUUCAAACUCCAAAUGUUGUAAUAUCAAUAUGAUCAUGACUUUUUUGUCUGUAAAUUAGGGUGUAGUUUGAAAUGGGGUUUUAGAUUUUGUGAUAGAAAUGUGAGUUUAGGUAUGCAUACUAACAACUGCCUUUCAUGAUCUUCAGUUCUUGUAAUAGAUUUGGUAAUAUUUGUGCUCA
This is a messenger RNA of Cynara cardunculus var. scolymus (artichoke), 2512 nucleotides long. Its product is annotated as protein SMAX1-LIKE 3-like. The record is from RefSeq and is a predicted model, not a curated record. The coding region runs from base 1 to 2355 and encodes 784 amino acids. The transcript is spliced from 3 exons. NCBI's taxonomy places the organism in Eukaryota, Viridiplantae, Streptophyta, Magnoliopsida, Asterales, Asteraceae.